Messenger RNA from Juglans regia (Persian walnut), 1165 nucleotides. RefSeq names its product pheromone-processing carboxypeptidase KEX1-like. Lineage: Eukaryota; Viridiplantae; Streptophyta; Magnoliopsida; Fagales; Juglandaceae. The record is from RefSeq and is a predicted model, not a curated record. Bases 129 to 713 code for a protein of 194 amino acids. The transcript is spliced from 2 exons.
AUUUUCCUAUUUUAUAUCACCCUCUUCUCUCCUAUACACGCACGCCCCAAAACCCUAACCGUCAACGAGUUCAGACUCGAGAGCCCCAAAUUUCACACUGACUACAAAAUUUUUGAGCAGGCAAACUCAUGGCGGAGAUAAAGCACCAAGAAGAACCGACAUUGUCCGCGAAGCGCAAACCCGAUCUCACCUGCGAUGACAACCCCAAGAAAACCACGAAACUAGAAGCCCCUCCAGAUAACAACAUCGAUUCCUCGGUUUUCAAAGAGAAAAACAACUUUCUUGAAUCUUCUGAACACAAUUCUUCAAUAGCUCAAGAGAAGGACUGUAAAUUCGAGACCGAUUUACUCGCCGAAGCCGAAGACGAAGACGAGGACGACUAUGAUGACGAAGAAGAGGACGAAGAAGAUGAAGAUGAAGAUGGUGAGGACGGUAAUGGGAAGGUUGAGGUGGACCAGAGGGGAAAGGGGAUAGUGAGGGAUGACAAGGGCAAAGGCAAAUUGAUUCUAGAAGACGACGACGACGACGACGACGAAGAUGACGGUAGCGAUAUAUCGAAUGGUGAAAGCGAUUUAUCGGACGAUCCGUUAGCGGAGGUCGAUUUGGAUAACAUUCUGCCGUCCAGGACUCGGAAGCGGACGAUUCAGCCUGGGGUUUACAUUGCUAGUGAUCUUGGUAACAACGACGAUGAUAGCGACGGUAGCGAUGCGUGAGGAUAAGGAAUGGAAGCUCAUCAUGAAAUCCUGGGGGUCCAGUGUUUGUUGGCAGUGCCAUCACUGGGGUUAUGGGCAGUCGGGACAGUAGGUAUACUUGGUUGUUUCUCGGAAACUGAGUUGCUACAAGGGGGAAAUAGGAGGCUGUUAAGGAUUUGGUUUGGGUUGUGUUUGAUUUGCAAGACAAAGCUACUUGUAAGCCCAGUGUAUUAUACUACGUGAUUGAACUCUUAGUGGUAGUUUAUUAUAUGCAAAAAAAGAAAAUUAAAAAACACAAACACAGUGACAAUUUUUUUUUUUUAUUGGCAUCGGAAUAACGUCCCAACUAAUCCACAGUAAUGCAGUGUCAUUUUUUAAAAUUGAGAAACUGGCUAUUACUCGUGGCAUGAACUAUUUGGAAUUGGACACCUGGAUUGGCAUCUCUGGUUCAAGGUCCAUUGAAUGUGUUGGUA